GCAGGGCCACCCAUCCAGACACCUUACAGGAGAACUUUCCAGAAGAAACCUCACCCAGCCUCCACACUGCUGUCCUUCUGUGCACACUGCUGCAGCUGUGGUCCCAAGAUGCCAGCUCUCCAGCUGCUGUUUCUGGCCUGCUUGGUGUGGGGAAUGGGGGCCAGGACAGCACAGUUCCGAAAGGCCAAUGAUCGGAGUGGCCGAUGCCAGUACACCUUCACUGUGGCCAGCCCCAAUGAAUCUAACUGCCCAAGGGAGGAUCAGGCCAUGUCAGCCAUCCAAGAUCUUCAGAGAGACAGCAGCAUCCAGCAUGCAGACCUAGAGUCCACCAAGGCCCGGGUCAGAUCCCUGGAGAGUCUCCUCCACCAGAUGACCUUGGGCCGAGUUACUGGGACCCAGGAGGCCCAAGAGGGGCUGCAGGGCCAGUUGGGUGCCCUGAGGAGAGAACAGGACCGGCUGGAGACCCAAACCAGGGAUCUGGAGGUAGCCUAUAACAAUCUCCUGCGAGAUAAGUCGGCUUUAGAGGAAGAGAAGAGUCAGCUGGAACAAGAGAAUGAAGAUUUGGCCAGGAGGCUAGAAAGCAGCAGCCAGGAGGUAGCAAGGCUGCGGAGGGGCCAGUGUCCUCCCACCCAGUACCCCUCUCAGGACAUGCUGCCAGGCUCCAGGGAAGUCUCUCAGUGGAAUUUGGACACGUUGGCCUUCCAGGAAUUGAAGUCAGAGUUAACUGAGGUUCCUGCUUCCCAAAUCUUGAAGGAAAAUCCAUCUGGCCAACCCAGGAGCAAAGAGGGAGACAAAGGAUGUGGAGUGCUAGUCUGGGUAGGAGAGCCAGUCACCCUGAGGACAGCUGAAACAAUCGCUGGCAAGUAUGGCGUGUGGAUGAGAGACCCCAAGCCCACCCACCCCUACACCCAGGAAAGCACUUGGAGGAUUGACACAGUUGGCACAGAGAUCCGCCAGGUGUUUGAGUACAGUCAGAUAAGCCAGUUCGAGCAGGGCUAUCCUUCCAAGGUCCAUGUGCUCCCUCGGGCACUGGAGAGCACAGGUGCUGUGGUGUAUGCGGGGAGCCUCUAUUUCCAGGGGGCUGAGUCCAGAACUGUGGUCAGGUAUGAGCUGGACACAGAGACCGUGAAGGCAGAGAAGGAAAUUCCUGGAGCUGGCUACCACGGACAGUUCCCGUACGCGUGGGGUGGCUACACAGACAUUGACUUAGCUGUGGAUGAAAGCGGCCUCUGGGUCAUCUACAGCACAGAGGAAACCAAGGGGGCCAUAGUCCUCUCCAAAUUGAACCCAGAGAACCUGGAACUUGAGCGUACCUGGGAGACUAACAUCCGUAAGCAGUCUGUGGCCAAUGCUUUUGUUAUCUGUGGCAUCUUAUACACGGUGAGCAGCUACUCUUCAGCCCGUGCAACCGUCAACUUCGCCUACGACACUAACACGGGGACCAGCAAGACCCUGACCAUCCCAUUCACGAAUCGCUACAAGUACAGCAGUAUGAUCGACUACAACCCCCUGGAGAGGAAGCUGUUUGCCUGGGACAACUUCAACAUGGUCACCUAUGAUAUUAAGCUCUUGGAGAUGUGAGGAGCCUCUAUACCCACCAACAAAGGCGGGAAAAGGUGAAGUUCCGGGCUCCCAGGUGAAGCAGCUGCCAGCAGAGGCAGCCAGAUGCAGGGAGUUUCUCCUCCUGCUCAAGAUUUUGUUUAUCUGGGUCAAUGUCGCUCCCCUCUAACUGACACAUCUUCUGGACUUGUACAGUCGCAUAUACUCUGUUCUCUUCUGUCAGCUUUCAAAGGGCUCUUUUAAAAAUCACAUAGUGUAGCAGGCCAGAGGAAAAACUAGAAGUAAGGCUGUUUCUUUGUGAAACCAUUGCUUAUGGUUAUCAUAAGCCUUGCGAGGCAGCGGAGGUUUUGCGGAGCAACCGCUCCUGUGGUUAGAACUGCUCCUGCCGAAGGUGUAUUUACUCCAGCGGGCUUCUAGUGCUACAGAUACAGCGUGUGGUUGGGUGGUACGUAAACCCUUUGCCCUGUGAAAUAAAGUUAUCUUACAUGA
Mus caroli (Ryukyu mouse) is the source of this 2049-nucleotide messenger RNA. RefSeq names its product myocilin (gene Myoc). The record is from RefSeq and is a predicted model, not a curated record. Lineage: Eukaryota; Metazoa; Chordata; Mammalia; Rodentia; Muridae. Gene Ontology annotation, cellular component: Golgi apparatus. Gene Ontology annotation, biological process: signal transduction; osteoblast differentiation.